GCAAGCAGUGCAGUUGCUUGUGAACCUUUGACUAGCGAAGUGUCUGUGCAAGUGAUAAACCUGGCAAAACUAUAAAGUUACAUCAAACACAGAAUCAUCUUCCUCGCUUAACUGAGAUUAUCCUGAAGUGUUCUUGCGACGACGUUUAACAUCUCGUUUAAAAGUUUCAUACUUAGUAUCCAUUACGCGCGCGCAAUGCUUUAGUGGACGACCGGGAGCAGUGAAAAGCAAAACAUAAAAGAAAAAAGGAAAAAAAGAAAAAGGGACGAUUCGGUGCGGUGUAGUAGUGGCUGGGGCGAUCGACCGAUCCCCGAGGCCGCUUUUCCCGUCAGUGUGUUGGCCAUUUUUGCGGUUCGCACAAAUAGUGUACAGACAUCUAGACGACCUGCUGCCAUACACGCUGUUACAGACGAUUUCAUCUACAUUAAGAAGGAGGGGGGAAAUAAAAAAGCCUCGUCGAGAACGACGUCAUCGCCAAAACGGGAGGAAUGAGGGAGGAGGACCUGGAGAUCGCCGUCAAGGUGGUGAUUGUGGGCAACGGUGCCGUUGGCAAGUCCAGCAUGAUCCAGCGCUUCUGCAAAGGCGUCUUCACCAGAGACUACAAAAAGACUAUCGGCGUCGAUUUCCUCGAACGAAUCAUCGAAGUCAACUGCGAGGAGGUAAGGCUGAUGCUGUGGGAUACGGCCGGUCAAGAGGAAUUUGACGCCAUCACGAAAGCUUAUUACCGAGGAGCGCAGGCGGCAGUGCUGGCAUUUUCGACCGUCGAUCGCGUCUCGUUCGACGCCAUUCGGUCGUGGAAAAAGAAGGUGGAGGACGAGUGCGGUGAGAUCCCUAUGGUGAUUGUUCAGAACAAAAUCGAUCUGGUCGACCAGGCCGUCGUUGAUGCCGAAGAAGUGGAAAUGUUGGCACGCGAGCUCCAUUGUCGCCUGUACCGCACAUCAGUCAAAGAGGACCUUAACGUCCGUCAAGUGUUCCAAUAUUUGGCGGAGAAAUAUCUCAGUCAGCUGGACGCCCUGGAUGAUUAUUGCACGGAACCACCUCGUUCCAUUACCAUAGAUGCUUUCGUUCCGCAUUCCGGCAACGGAUUCAACGGCCACCAGGAUACGAAAGUUCAGCGAUUCCAGCGCUGGGCUUCGCGUCUUCCGCACAUCGUGGAUCGCGAUACCAUUCGACUGCAACCGUCCAACCGCAAGAACAAGAUAAUCAUCACGAAAAAUAAAUUGAAGAAUGCCUGCUCUUUCUGAGUGCAUACAUAUACAAGAAAAGAAAAGAAAAAAUGUAUCAAUCAAGAAAGGAAAAGGGUGCGGCGGAAAGAAGGGAAUGCAAAAACAACUAAUUGGAUGCGAAGAAUUAAAUAGCGGAGCAGCAGCAAUGAAACGAGAAUGAUAUCGUAAACCAAAAACAAAAAAAGAGAGAGAGAACGAUGAAGAAAUGAGGGAACAGCUGAUAGUGAAAAUGACGGGACAACAACACACAGAUGCGUCAACGUUAUUUUGAUACCUUUUUUUUAUUGAGAGAGAGAGGGAGGGAGAGAGAGAGGAAACAAAAAGUGGAAGGGCGUAGAGUUAGGGCUACUCCUCCUGUUAUUAGCUAUAUCCUGCUACAUUUAGCUUUGCUUAUUUUUGGCAUUCGUUCUGUCUAUUUUGGUGUCCAUUUGUUUUGUCGGUUCAAAGGAAAACACGAGAGAAAAAUGAGUUCUUUCUUUACACGGCAACUGGCUACAGUUUGAUACGUUAUAAUCAGCUGUUUGCUGCGUAACAAGCUUUAAACGAAUAACAGGUUAGUCCCUAAUUUUAACUCCUCCGACAACAAUCAACGAGUCCCCCCCUGUCUCUUUGUUGUCUACCAUUUAUUUAUUUUUUCUUCUUCUUCUAAAGAAGAGAAAGAAAUAAUUAUUUCAUUCGGACCAACAGCUGCGACAACUGCGCCAAGUCCUCCUCUUAUUGCACGUGUGUUUUUGUUUUUUCUGUAAUGGGGUGGACUGUAUAUAUUUACUGCUACUAUACAAUCACCUCUUCUACUGUUCACUAUCCCAGAUGGACUGGUUUCCCCCCCUCCCAGCAGGUGCCAUGCCAAGCGACGACAACGAAAGUCGCUCAAGUUCUUUAAUUUUCUUCGUUCUGUUUGUUUUUCUCUUUGAAAUUUUUCAUUUCGGGCUGCUCUGUUUUAUUUUGAUUUCAUCGCGUCUUUCGUUUUAACUCUUUUCGUUCGUUUCGUUCUUCAACAUUUCGUGUGUCUCCGCUGUGUUAGUGAUUGUACCAGAUUCUAGGAGAUCGGGCGGCUCUCGUGACCGACUUCUUGUUAUCUUUCAUUCUGUAAUUUGUACAUUGGAAAAUCAACAGCAAGUAAAAAGAGAAAAGAAACAAAACGCGGACCCAAUCAAGAACAGUUUAUAACACCAAGCAAAAAAAAGAAGAAGAAGAAAAAAAGUCUAUAUUUUAAAUCAUAGUGAUAAUGCGACACCUUGUUGGAUAUUCCCCCUCCCUCCCCUACUGAUUUUUAACUAUACAGUACCACUAUAUGUCCCCCUCCACCCUUUUUUUUUUUUUUAAAUAAUUGUAAUUCCAAUUUUGGAACAAAAGUUGCGUGUCACAUAACGAUUGAAUCGGAGAAAGAAAUUGUAAAUAAACCAAUAAGAAGAU
Messenger RNA from Daphnia magna, 2642 nucleotides. It is a transcript of the gene Rab23, whose product is annotated as ras-related protein Rab-23. Gene Ontology annotation, molecular function: GTPase activity; GTP binding. The record is from RefSeq and is a predicted model, not a curated record. The transcript has 7 exons. Lineage: Eukaryota; Metazoa; Arthropoda; Branchiopoda; Diplostraca; Daphniidae. Bases 489 to 1244 code for a protein of 251 amino acids.